Messenger RNA from Trypanosoma conorhini, 1104 nucleotides. Its product is annotated as receptor-type adenylate cyclase. Gene Ontology annotation, biological process: cyclic nucleotide biosynthetic process; intracellular signal transduction. NCBI's taxonomy places the organism in Eukaryota, Euglenozoa, Kinetoplastea, Trypanosomatida, Trypanosomatidae. The transcript has a single exon. The record is from RefSeq and is a predicted model, not a curated record. The coding region runs from base 1 to 1104 and encodes 367 amino acids.
AUGCCCGACGCCGUGGCGACGCACCACCGCCUGAUCCGCGCGCUGAUUGCGAAGUACCACUGCUACGAGGUGAAGACGAUCGGCGACUCGUUCAUGAUUGCGUGCAAGAGCGUGUUCGCGGCGGUGCAGCUGGUGCGGGAGCUGCAGCAGGUGUUCCUGCAGCACGACUGGGGGACGGGCGCGCUCGACGAGGCGUACCGCAAGUUCGAGGAGGGCCGGGCGGAGGAGGACGCGGAGGGGUACGUGCCACCGACGGCGCGCCUGGAAGCCGCGGUGUACCGGCAGUACUGGAACGGCCUGCGGGUGCGUGUCGGGGUGCACACCGGGCUGUGCGACAUCCGGCGCGACGAGGUGACGAAGGGGUACGACUACUACGGUGGCACAUCUAACAUGGCGGCGCGCACGGAGGCCGUGGGGAACGGCGGGCAGGUGCUGCUGACGCGUGCGGCGUACAUGGCGCUGAGCACGACUGAGCGGGAGCAGGUGGAGGUGAUUGCGCUGGGAGCUGUGGCGCUGCGCGGGGUGCCGGAGCCGGUGGAGAUGUACCAGCUGGACGCCGUCCCCGGGCGCACCUUCGCCGCGCUUCGCCUUGAAAAGGAUGUGCCGGAUCUUGACGAGGGCAGUGAGUUUACAAGUGGAGAUGAUAUUUCAUUGCAUAGCACACGCACCGGCGCCGCGCAGGUCGUCGCGAUUGUGUUAACUUCUACUUUUGGCACCUUCACAGCCCCGCAGCGGCUGAAGGCGCUGAUGCUGCUCUGUGAGCGUUGGAACGUUCUUAUGCCGCGUAGGCCAAGCUAUGUGCAUGACGAUGAAUACUGCCGCGUGGCGAUCGAUCGCCUGGCGGUAAAGAUCAACAACGUGAUGGAGCGUAAGGGUUACGAGGGCCUUGACAAGGAACUCUUUGCGAUGAGUGCAAUGGGUUUUGGCGCGGAUGAACCUGUCCCCAGUGUGGGCGGGAGGUCUGGGUGGCAGGGUUUUAACGUUCGCCAGAAGGAUGUGGCCACGAGAAAAGACUCUGCCGAGGUUGAGCCAGUAGUGGCAGACGAACCGUGCCUUUCGUCGGAUGAUACGAUUUUCACUAUUCAUGUUCGUCGCCCCAAGUAG